UCUUCUCCUCUUCCACAGUUACAUUGCAAGUUAUUUGCAAAAAUGGGGGACGACAAGCCUUUUGUGUGCAAUGCUCCUGGCUGUGGGCAGAGGUUUACCAAUGAGGACCACCUUGCUGUCCACAAGCAUAAGCACGAGAUGACUCUGAAAUUUGGACCUGCACGGACUGACUCAGUCAUCAUUGCAGACCAGACGCCAACUCCCACUCGUUUCCUGAAGAACUGUGAAGAAGUGGGCCUCUUCAACGAGUUGGCCAUGCCCUUUGAGCAGGAGUUCCGCAAAGCCCAGGAAGAUGACGACAAGAGGGCCAAGAACCCUCUGCCUGCCCCUGGCUCUUCAGCUCUGGACAUGACUCUGCAGACACCCUCAGAUGUGGUCAGAGUGAAGGAGGAGGAGCCUGUAGAGGUGGACUCGUCCCCUCCUGCUAGUCCGGACUCCAUCUCCAGCAGAUCUGACAGUAAUAAUGAGUCUACAAUCAGGGGGAAGGAUUCUCCCUCAAAGCCUGCUCUGAGUUCAGCUCCAAUACCUACCAUUGUACGGCCAAGGUCUCUUCCACUGCAUCUGGGCUAUGAUCCCCUGCAGCCCACCAUGCCUUCACCCACUUCGGUCAUCACACAGGCCCCACCAUCCAACCGCACUCUUGGGUCUCCCACAGGUCCAUACCCCAUGAUGAUGCUUCCCAAUGGCCAAGCAGUUCCUGUGCUCCCAGGCCCAGUGCAAAUGCCAUCUGUAAUAUCUCUCGCCAGGCCCAUGUGUAUGGUGCCCAACAUUCCAGGAAUCCCAGGCCCUCCACUAGGGGGAAGCGGUAGUGGGUCCUCAUCCCCAUCUGGUUAUUACCCCCACUCUGAGGCUAAGAUGCGGCUAAAGGCAGCGUUAUCUCAGCAGACGUCAGCAGCCCAGGGCUGUGUCGGUGUGGCAAUGGGCUCCAGUGCUAUGGUGCCACAGAGGAUGGAGCAGAGCCAGCUACUGGUGCAGCAGCCUGAUGCCCCAUCCCCUGCGCAGCCACAGGUUUCUCCAGCCCAGCCCACAGGCGGCAGGCGGCGGCGGACUGCAGAGGAAGACCCAGACGAGAGGAGGCAGCGCUUUUUGGAGCGCAACCGAGCAGCCGCCUCUCGCUGCAGGCAGAAACGCAAGCUAUGGGUCAAUUCUCUGGAGAAGAAGGCCGAGGAACUGACCUCCAUGAAUGUUUCCCUCACGAAUGAGGUGUCUCUCUUACGAAAUGAGGUUGCUCAUCUGAAGCAGCUGCUGCUGGCCCAUAAGGACUGCCCUGUCACCACUCUACAGAAGAAGGCUGCAUACCUGGGAGAGGAGUCUAUGAAGGAGGUUUCAGAGCCCACUGGCUCCCCUGCUCCGGUCAUCCAGCACAGCUCACUGGCCCCCAGCCCUUCAGCCUCCUCGGGGCCCAACGGCUUGAGCUCGCGGGCAGCUGCAGAGGCAGUGGCCAUGUCUGUGCUGGCGGGCAUGGGCAGUCAGCGGGGCGAGAGCGGGCCUUCUCACGUCAUCAUGGCCACACAGCCCCAGCCUUCGGCCAGAUGAUGAGCCCACCACAGCCCAGGACUCGCCUUGCCCCGCGCCGGGAGAGGAGAAGAGGAAUGUGAGGAGCGAAGGAUUGAGGUGAAAAUGAAAGCAAGAAACGCAUCCUCUUUCUCCUUCUCUCCCUGGCCUUCUCUCAUGCCAUAAUGCUCUGGCCUGGAGCACAGCUGAAUUCUGGGAAUAAACUUUGACUUUUGGGAGAAAGUAAGAAGCUUCCUGUUCACUAUGCCAUAGACUACAGGGGCUGGACUCCAACCUGCAUCUUUAUCCUCAUUCUAAACCCCUACGAAGCCCACACUUCCUCUUUUAUCAUCUUCUGCCUUCCAUCUCCAAACCCCUCAACCUUCAGUGGACUGUAAGACAGCAAAGCACUUCCCGAAGGGUCGUCAUUACGACUGCCCUACCUUUUGCGUAGAUCAUAUGCACAUAUUUACCAUGCCAUACAGAUUCACAUAGCAACAUGGACGUCUUGUUUGUGGCCGUCGUUGAAAUGAAAAUACUGCCACAGUGCACCUGGUGGUGUGCAUGUCCACACUCGCUGUGCUCCACAUUUUACUCACUAAAAUGAGGCUGUGUCUAGUGAUUGGCACCACAACCUUGCAUUACUUUUUCAUAUCUGGUUUGUAUGAGAUGAAAAAUAAUUUUUUUUAAUUAAAUCUUUGUGUGUUGAAUUUGCUUUAAAUCUGGUCCCUAACAUUUUAGAACAGUUUUUAUUUCAUGGAGACCAAGAGAAUGCCUCACCUGAACUUCACAAAGAUCUGACCUCAUUUCUAACCCAUAAUAAUGUUUUUGUUUUGUUUUUAUACAGAACGUUUGUAAUCAGUGAGUGCAUGUGCUUAGGUGUGUGCGUGAGCGAGUCUGUAUGUGUACAGGAAUGUAGAUCCAAGUAUAGCAGAUUGUCAUACAAAAGGACUGAUACACUAAUGUUGGCAUGCAAAACCUUUUUCUUUGCUCUUUGCUUUGUUAAAUGUGCUAUGUGCUGUUUCUUUACUAUGUUUGGUACGUCCUCCAGUGUGAGCUGUACCAAGUCAUUGUUUUGAUCAUGGUCUUGUUUUUCCUCUUAAAGCCUUGUGUGACAAACCAAAAAUUAUAAAUUGGCUCAUGGUCACCUAGCAAUGAUAAUUGAAAUCUUUUUAGGGAUGCAACAAUAUGGGAACUGUGGGCUGAUAACCGUAUCCAGUAUUUUUCAUGUACAUAUCUGCUGAUAAUGAUAUGUAAACAGUUGUAAAAUACAGAAAUUGGGACUAAAUCUACCUGAGAAAUAUGACAUUUUGUUACAAAUGCUUCAAAUUAAUAAAAUGGAAACCUUUCAGCACACCAGCCCUAUGUUGCCUAAACAUUGUGCCCUUCAGGAGCACAUCAAUACAGUCAUGUGCAAACGUUUGACGCCUCUAGUCAAAUUAAAUGUUUUGUUGAGUUUCAAAGGGAAAAUAAGUUAACACAUCACCUACAGAGAACACUCCUGCAUGUUUUAAAGGACAUUUACUGCAAUUUACAGUAUACAAACAAUACAGAUUGUGCACUAAAAAUUGCAGAAAAUUGACAUGCAUAUUUGUUCCUUGUAGAGGAUGUUAACUCCCUUUCACUCAGAAAAUCAACAAAAUGUGUCAUUUGAAUGUUGUUCAAACUUUCACAUAUGAAUGUUCUGCAAAUAUCAGUUUGAAAUAUCUGUUAAAGCAUUUGCCAAUACCUGUAAGAUUCUGAUAGAUUGUAGUUCAUGUGCUACAUCAUUAUAUAUGUUCUGGCGCCACCACCAUGACUGUCCUUUUUUAUUAUUUUUUUUUUGUCUGGUUUUGUUUUUUUGUUUUUUCCCUCCUGUGAGGGCCAUUAUUAGCUCUACUGUAAGGAUGUGUAUUUGGGUCUCUAAAGAGUCCAGACUUUCUUCUGUUCUUCCUGUUUAUAUAACUAUUUUAUUUUUUCAAAUAAUGGGAUGAAACCUUCCCCUGCUGCUGUUUCUGAGCUACCACUUGCGAUUAUACUAAAAGCCAUGUAAACAUUGUUUUUUUUAAAACAAAACAAAAAAAACAACCAAAAAAAGACUGCUUCUUUGCCCUGUGUGCCCCUUUUCAGUCAAGUAUGCAAUGAUGUGGUGUUUGUUUUUUUUUAUUAUUUUAAUUUGGGUCCCCAGAACUACUUGUAUGUCUUUAUUUAUGCAUACUGUCCCACAUGUACACAUGCAUUUGAAUUCACCCUGCAAUAGUGUUUGAUGAAAGAAACAAAACAGAUUCUGCCUUAAGACUCACUGGAGUGCCUCUGAUGAUGCCCUGGCCAGGUUCUUUAGGCAGUUUUUGGCCUUUUUAUUUUUCUUCUUCUUUGGGUUGUCCAUAGAGGUCUGAGACUUUGCUGGCUGCAUGCCAAAUACAAUACAAAUAUCAGGAAAAGUUCUACGCUUUAUAUUUGUAUAAAGAGGUGUGAGGAAAUUCAGUUACCAAUGCCUUUGAUAAUGGUUCAACCCAGUGAGAGCGUAACAGGAUUACGUUGGGUUGUUUUUACUGCCACCUAGCUCUGGUAGAGUGUUCCUACACCACAAUAAGGAGAGACUUUGGAAAACUUUUACAUUUACCAGAUGAUACUGUUUGAAUAGUUUAACAUACUGAGAGACGUAACCAGUACUCUUUAUUUGUACUGCAUAUGUUUGAUCAGGCAAAAAUGACAAUAAUUGUUUGUCACUUGAUUUUUUUUUUUUUUCUGUUAUUCGUUUCGCUUUGCAGAGUGCAAUGCUGCAAAGUACGGUAUCAGUCCAAAAUAUAAGGGCAUAUCUAAAUGCACUAAAAAUGUGAUAAAGGUUUAUCAAUUUUGUAUCUCUUUGAUCCUUUGUUGUUGUAAAGCUGCUGGGUUUGUCCUGAUCACACCACGCAUCCGAUGACAACGUUGAUGGGUUGAUGAUGUGCAUAUACGGUUUUAAUGUGCACACGUUUGUGUAGAUGUUAGGGCUGAAGCAUUGCUCACCACUUGACACAUAUCUCACAUCUACUGUCCCAAUGGUGACCGUAGCGCUGAGUUGUAUUCUGUGCUGGCACUGUAUUCAGCUAGCAAAUGCAGGAAAAUGGGAAUAUGAAAAAAGGGGAGAAGAGGGAGACUUUCAUAUUAGCGAUUAUUAUUAUUGGCACUUUUUUCCUAGAUUUGUUCUUCAUUUUGUGCAGCAAGGACUACACAAAUAUCUGUCAUAAUAAAGGCUUCUUUAACCCUUUUUGUAAUACUGAAAUGUAGAACAUUAGACUUUCUUUAAUUUAGGCCUUCUUUGUUUGUCUCUUAUUAAUCAUGUAAUCUUUUUUUUUCCAUGUUUGAAGAGAGAUUUGUGUUUUAUGUUACUUCCUCCCCCCCCUCUACUGAUGUUGGCUGCAAGAAAUUUGAAAUGUGUCCUUACUGGACUUACUCCAUAAUUUCAAUGUUUAAUACCAUUAAUUUAUUCAGGAAUUAGGUUAUGAGAGCUCAUUUGAAUAUAAUCCCUCUGAUAUCAUUAGUAUCACGAACGAUGGUGGUUUAUACAGUAUUUAGUUACAGAGUUAUAAACAUUGUGCUUUUAAUUCUGUUAUGGGUAAGAACGCACUCCCGGUUGGACUGAUUAAUUUUAAACUUUAUCCUCUUACUGUAUAUAUGUGUACUAUAUAAAUGUAUUUACUUUUACAUGCAUGUUGAAGUGGAAUAAUAUGAACACUUGCCGUGCUGCAGUUUUGAUUAAAGAAAAAGCAAUUAAACAUUCA
Molecule: messenger RNA, 5237 nt
Organism: Pygocentrus nattereri (red-bellied piranha)
Lineage: Eukaryota; Metazoa; Chordata; Actinopteri; Characiformes; Serrasalmidae
Gene: atf7a
Product: activating transcription factor 7a
Exons: 11
Coding region: 43-1536 (497 amino acids)
Biological process (GO): regulation of transcription by RNA polymerase II
Molecular function (GO): cAMP response element binding; DNA-binding transcription factor activity, RNA polymerase II-specific
Source: RefSeq, a predicted model, not a curated record